Molecule: messenger RNA, 641 nt
Organism: Paramecium octaurelia
Lineage: Eukaryota; Ciliophora; Oligohymenophorea; Peniculida; Parameciidae
Source: the annotation of a GenBank genome assembly
UAUGAAUACAAGGCAUGACCAAUAAGACACUUAGAAGUCCUUGUUUUGGGAGCAUUCCUAAUCUUUGCCUCCAUUCUUCGCUGAAAAUAUUUUAUAUUUAGAAAUGGAAGUGGAAUGCAACAAUGUCACAAUCGAGGUGGUCAAUCAAUUGUUAGAAUUGUAUCGAGUACUAUUCAUAUAUCCAAAUAGAUUGGAGUAGAAUAUUUCGAAUCCAUUAAAAGCAACAAGUUUUUGAUUUUCAAAAACAAAACUUAAUAGUUAUUGAUGAGAGGAACUGUAAAUCAAUGCAUGAAUGUUGCAUAUGAAGAAUUGAAACACGAAACUGCCUUAAAGAAAUCCAAACAUGUUUAAAGCCACGACUUACUUCCUCCACCAUCUCCAAAAGUCAACAUUCCUUAAAAAUCCUAAAAAUAAUAAGAGCUGGAAAAUCAACUCAAAUACAUCAAAGAACAAGAUUAAAAGUUGCAAGUGAAUCAACUCCUAGAAUUCCAUGGUUAUGAAUCCCAGAGAGUUACAAGAAUCCAUAACAAGUUCUAAUAUUCAUAUUACAUAGAGCAUUACAAGAAUAAGAAGAUCAAGUGUAAUUGAGAUUACAAAGACGAAGACUACAAUCAGUUAAAAUCAAAGGAUAAAGAGAAUGA